GUGAUGAGUGCUCAAGGUAACUCAUUGACCUUCCUUCUAUAGAUUCUUUAGCAGUUAUUCUCGUUCUCAGUUCAGUCCUAUCCCCACGCCGGAUAACUUCCAAAAGGAAGAGCGAUAUAAUCACCGGAAAUUUUCUGAAUAUGAGGAUUUCAUCUAUUCUCAAAUGCGUUUAUGUAAGGAAUUAUUAUAGAAGCUUCAUAUUGUCAAGAGCGAUAUUUGGGAUUAAGGGUUCAAUAGACAGAGAUCAGAGGUAUAUGUUUUAUAGCACGAAAAGUGAAUGUCUGAAAAUCUCGGAGGAAGCACCCCAACAUUUUUCCAAGAAGAUGAAGAGAGAAGCCAAGGCUGCUCUGUUAGAGUACCUGCAUUCCACUAGAGGAUUGCAGUAUUCGGAUGCAGAUCACAUUAGUGGGAACUCCCCAGUUUUUCUUAAUAAUUUGAUGAACAAGGUGAACAGUGAGAGCCGUAGUGCAGGGUCUGUAUCUCGGUAUUUGAGGUACCACCCCAUUAAUGAGUUUGAGCCCUUCUUUGAGAGCAUGGGGUUGCACCCGUCCGAGCACUCUCUGUUUCUCCCAUCAAAGUUGAUAUUCUUGAGUGAUGAUCAGGCUCUGAUUCAGAACUACCGCGUCUUCUGUAGUUUCGGGUUUGCGCGGAAUAAGAUAGGGAAAAUUUACAAAGAAGCUCCUGAGAUUUUCACGUAUGGUCAAGGAGUAUUGGAAUCUAAACUAAAUGAGUUUUCCAAGAUUGGGUUCGACCAACUUUCUGUGGUUGAGCUUGUUCAUAAUAAUCCUCGUCUUUUGAAGGGGAAUAUAGACAGAGAGUUCUUAAGAUUCCUGGAGAAUUUGAAGAGUUUUGGAAUUGAGCAAGACUGCAUUUUUCAGCAAUUUGUUAAAGAAAACUCAUAUGAAUGGAACUGUUUAUCCCAAGCCUUACUCUUGUUCAGGAAGUUGGGUUUCAGCAAAGAGCAACUGGGUAAAGUAAUAAGUGAAAAUCCAGGGCUCUUGUUUGAGGGAUCUGGUCGUAAUGUAGUUUCAAUUAUGGGAUUCUUGUGGAAAUUUGGAUGCGAUCAGAAUAAGAUAUAUAUGACGUUUGUUCAUUUCCCACAAGUUCAAACUGGGAUGUUUCUUCAGAACUUAAGGAAUUGUUAUCAUCUUUUCAUUCAAAUAGAUAUGCCUGUACAUGAGAUUGGGAAUAUGUUUAGCUCACACACUUUGCUUCUGGGUUCAUGUUCUUUAAAGAAAGUAAGUAGCUUGCUUAAUUGUUUAAAUACUGGGAAGAAGAAGCUACGUAAGAUGAUCUUAGAGGACCCACAUGUUUUGAAGAAAUGGGUUCUCGGGAAAAAAGUUGAACCGCUUCCAACAACAGAAGAGAUAAAAAAAUCAAUAGCCAUGAAAAACGAAUUUGUAUUAGGUUUGGGUUUUCAUGAAAACAAGAGUGGAAUAGAAAAAGCUAUUAAAGCUUAUCGAGGCAAAGGGUUGGAGCUGCAAGAGAGGUUUGACUGCUUUGUUAAUGCUGGUUUGGAUCCAAAAGACGUCUUCACAAUAAUUAAACGUCAUCCUAAUGUUCUCAACCAAACCAAAGAGAGGAUUGAAGCAAAGAUUGAUUUUCUUGUGAACACCUUAGGAUAUCCAAUCUCUAGUUUGAUUACUUUUCCAUCAUACACUGCAUUCAACACUCAGAGAGUCAAGCUUAGGAUCCAUAUGUAUAAUUGGCUGAAAAUUCAAGGGGGAGUGGAUCUUAACUUGUCUUUACAGAGUAUUAUAGCUUGUUCUGAGAAAUAUUUUGUGAGUAAGUAUGUCAAUCUGCAUCCUGAAGGCCAUAGCGUUUGGGAAAAGUUGAAGAACGGCUUUAUACCUAUAUGAUCAAACUGCAGUAAUUGUGAGAAUCAUUUGAAGAUCAUUUGAGAUGCACCAAUUUCUUAGCAAGUGUAAAUUGUCUGACACACGAGGCUUUCAAUUGUAUAGUUUACACUGCAUGCCCAGUUGGAAGAAGCCCAGAAUCCGACAAACAUAUAAGGAGAGGCAUCAUAGAGGGGCGUAUACGGAAUAAAUCUUUGCAUAGGGAAGCAGGGAAGAUUCCCUUGGUGUAGAACUGUGAACACGCAAUGUGAAAGUGCACGCAGAUCGUCCCGUGGAUGAAAACUUACGGGAGACCAGCCUUUGACUGCAUCGGGGACGCUGGUAAAGUCGUUUUACUUUUAGGUAAAAAGGUUUUACCCAUCCCUUAUAAAACUCAGACUCAUUAGGGUAUGCAUCAUAUAAGUUUUGUAGUGUUAUUUUCCUUUUCCAUGUAUCAGAAGAUCAUAUAUUGAAAUUUAAAUUCAGUGUCUUAGAGUCUACUUCUGUACAAAAUUUUAAUGUAAUUUUAAAGAUAUGCUCAUUCCCUCCAUACACUAGAGGCUGACAUUUACACUAUAGGUUGCCAAUAUGUGGCGGUAUGGAGGGAGUAAAAGUUUUAAGAAUGU
Cuscuta campestris is the source of this 2461-nucleotide messenger RNA. The record is from the annotation of a GenBank genome assembly. Lineage: Eukaryota; Viridiplantae; Streptophyta; Magnoliopsida; Solanales; Convolvulaceae.